This is a messenger RNA of Porites lobata, 4269 nucleotides long. The record is from the annotation of a GenBank genome assembly. Lineage: Eukaryota; Metazoa; Cnidaria; Anthozoa; Scleractinia; Poritidae.
AUGAUAGAUUCGAGCCUUCAUAUCAAAGAUACGAUGUUCUCUGAAAACAUGGCCGGCAUCUCUGUUGACUUGGCUCACACCAAUCAGGAUAUAAGCUUUGAUUUAACUUUGGAAAAUGUUACCCUUAUUCAUAACCAGUUCAGUUCCAAAGGUCUUAUAUCCCUGAACAUGAAAAAUGGCAACCACAUCAUCCACUUUCAGGAUGUGACAUUUAUUGACAACUGUGCAUCGGGAUGCCAAAAUGAACCAUGUACUGAAUGCAUUGUUCAAAGCACACGGGCUGCUGUGACAAUUUUCAUCGAUUCCAGCCAUUUUCAAGGUCAACAAACAAGGUUAUUCGCUAUCAGUGGAUCGAACAUUUCACUGUUCAUCCAUAACUCCAGUUUUGUUGGAUACAAAGUUGGGCCGGCAUAUGGAAAUGGCGGAGUCGUAUAUCUAAGCGGAGAAGACCAUCCUGAACAAAGGGCCAUGUUCCAUGUAGGCGUGUACAAUUCAACCUUCGUUAACACGAGCGCGGCUUGUGGUGGUGCUAUCGCUGUUGACUCCAUCAACGCUUGCAAUAUCAGCUUUCGAGAUAGCAUUUUCACCGGAAACACAGCUAAGGCAGGAGAUGGCGGAGCCGUGUUUAUUGGCUCCUCAGGGUCGGUCUUUCAUGAUGAUAAAAAUCCAACCAACCGCACAUUUGGAGAAGCUCUGAGUGUGACAGAACCAGAUGGCUGCUAUAUCACAAUAGAAGGCUCUACGUUUUCAAAUAACAGCGCAUACUACAAUGGCGGUGCAGUCUCCGUUUCUGCAAACUGCCCAGCAACUAUCCUCCAUCAAAACGUGACAAUGGAAUCAAACAAGGCAAAGAAUUUCGGAGAAGCUAUAUACGUCAGUGACGAUGGAGAUGGUGAAGGCGAAACAUUUGGCAACAUGGAGUUAUCAAAUCUCUGCAACAUCACGGUAUUACUCUCAGUAUUUUCGAAAAACUAUGCGCGCAUCAAUGGCGGUGCCAUUUCGAUAUCUGGAGAAAAACCUAUUGUUCUAAUCCUUGGAAAUGUGACCAUGGAAGCGAAUAGCGCCGAUUAUUCCGGCGGAGCUGUUUACGUCGACACUAUUCUCUCGCUGAAGGUUUACAAGUCUUUCUUCUAUAAUAAUACCGCACUUGGUUCUGACGUUACCUUUGGAGGAGCAAUAAGCAUAAAAAAACUGAAACCUUGCAAUGGAACGUCCAACCUUACCAUAGAAUACUCAACGUUUUCAAAUAACAGAGCAAGCUAUGGUGGUGGUGCUGUUUACGUUCAAGCUCACACGCAAAGUGUUCUAACACUUUCAAACUUAACCAUGGAAUCUAAUACAGUGCACUCCAAUGGAGGAGUUGUCAAUGACGCUGGAGAUGGUGAAGGCGAAACAUUUGGCAGCAAGGAAUUAUCAAAUCUCUACAACACUAUGUGUACCAUUCUCUCGCUGAAGGUUUACAAGUCUUUCUUCUAUAAUAAUACCGCACUUGGUUCUGACGUCACCGUUGGAGGAGCAAUAAGCAUAAAAAACGUGAAACCUUGCAAUGGAACGUCCAACCUUACCAUAGAACACUCAACGUUUUCAAAUAACAGAGCAAGCUAUGGUGGUGCUGUUUACCUUCGAGCUGACGCGCAAAGUGUUCUAACACUUUCAAACUUAACCAUGGAAUCUAAUACAGUGCACUCCGAUGGAGGAGCCGUCCUCGUCGACGUAAUUAACGCUAUUAUUGUACACAAUUCUCAGUUCCUCGAUAACACAGCUCUCACUCGUUUGGGUGGUGCGCUCUCUGUAAACAACGUGGAAAGACUUCUGGUGCAACAAUGUCAUUUCAGUGGCAAUUAUGCAGGAGGAACUGGCUAUGGAGGCGCAUUAUCUGUGAAAUCAAAAAGCACGUUUGCUCCAGACAUUGUCAUAAAUAACUCAACGUUUUUCAAUUGUUCUGCUGAACAAGUCGGAGGUGCGUUUUAUAUGUGGGCUGACGGCAUGGCAACAGUGGAAGUUAAGAAAGCUCGGUUUGUGGGAAACAACGCGUCCAAAUACUACGGAGGAGCCGCAGCUAUUUUCGUGAAUCAAGAAAACAGUGGAGGGGCAAGUCCCUUGUUGUUUGAAGAUACGACAUUUGAAGAAAACGCUGCGGCUUUUGGUGGCGCCGUGCAUUUGAGCAACGGAGAUGCAAAAUUCCAGAAUUGCACUUUUCGCAACAAUUUAGUACAGGUUUUAGGCGGGCACAUACACACGGACGUCCAAUCAACAAACCUAUUCAUUUGGGAUUGUGUUUUCAACCAAACUUUAUUUCAAGUAGGAAAUGAAAAUUACUCUGCAGGGGCUUUUUUCAUUGAUACACAGAGCAAAGGAUCGCUGAAUAUAUCUAAUACCUCCCUGACCGCCAACUAUCCUGAAAAUCAAGAUGUUCUGAUAAGAAAAACAAAUGGCAGAGAGCUGAGUCUCGACAAUCUGACAACGUUGACUUGUCCGGUAGGAAGUCAAAUAAAUGUACUUCAUUUUCAAAUUAAACUCAAAGGUCAAAGUUCUGUCACCAUACUUGAGGCUCGAUGUUUAGCAUGCGAAGGGAAUACCUACAGUCUGAAUCGCGGCCGCGCCUUUGGCCUUCAAGAAGAACCAAAAUUUCCCUGUCUUUCUUGCCCAUAUGGAGCAAAUUGCACCCAAAACAUAGUUGCUGAACCUAACUUUUGGGGUUUUAAAGAAAAAUACAAUCCACCGACGCUGAAUUUCAUCACAUGCCCCAAUGGUUAUUGCAGCUCUCCCCAGAAAGCAGACUUUCCCGAAUACGACAGUUGCCAGGGUAAGCGUUCUGGUACCCUUUGCGGACACUGUAAAGAGUCUCACACGGAGACACUUUACUCCACAAGCUGCGCACCAUCAAACGAGUGUAAGGAUCACUGGAUUUGGCCCGUGGGUUUGGUUUGUGUGUCAAUUAUGGCAUUGCUCUUUACAUUUAAGCCUCCUAUAGUGCCCUGGAUCAAGCGCCAGAUCCUGUGGUUUAUUAAAAAAAAUGAACCAGCCAACCAGGAUGAAGAUUUUGACCGCGGUUAUUUAAAGAUCGUUUUCUACUUUUAUCAGGCAGCAAACCUUUUACUCGUCUACGAUACAACCCUGCACAUUCUCAAAACUGAAGUUUGGGAGCCUAUCAUCGGAUUGUUUAACUUUCAGCAAAAUGUCUCACCAAUGUCAACUACAGGAGUGAUCUGUCCCUUUCCUGGACUCAAUGUGGUAACUAAACGGUUACUUUUGGCUUCUCCUGUCUUUGGAACGAUGCUUAUGAUAGGUGUCUUCUACAUGUUUCAUUGGGGAAGCAAAAAGAUUCAAGGCCGAGAAGCACCGCCUGUUGGUCCCUAUGUCGGCGGUAUAUUACAAACCAUACUGCUGGGUUACGCAACUUUGGCGUCCAUGAGCUUUGACCUGCUAACCUGUGUUCCCAUUGGCUCAGAGAAACGAUUGUUUUACGACGGAAACAUCGCUUGUUUUCAACCUUGGCAAUUCCUUUUUGUGGCAUUUGACUGUGUGUUUUUUGUGCCAUUUUUGUUUGUCUUGAUGUGGGGCUCUUUCAAGCUGUACAGAGGAACCGUUUCCGUGGCAAAUUUCCUCCUUGCUUGUUGUUUACCUCUACCGAUUUUACUUUACUGGGCAUACAUCGCCCUUAUUUAUAGAGCGCGACCAUUAGUCAGGGUCGGAGAACAGCCAGCAGGCCAGACGUCAACUGAGAUUUCCGUGGAAAGGGUUCUUUACGACCCUUUCAAGAGGCCAGAAGAGGGAAGCAAGCUUUCCUUGAGCUGGGAAGGGGUUAUGAUCGGCUGGCGGCUGAUUCUUAUUGUGUUAAAUGCUUUUAUCAAUGAUCCUCUGUCCCGUCUUGUCGUCAUGACUUCGUUUUGUGUACUGUUUCUUCUGCACCAUUGCAUCACUCAGCCGUUUCGUGACGAUAUUGCCAACAUAGUGGAAACCAUUUCUUUGCUGUGUGUUGUGCUGUUGGGUAUAAUUAACACGUUUUUCGCAUCUUUCCACUCGCUUGGUGUCCCUCUGCAGGGCUCGAAUCCCUUGACCUCUUGGACGAGUGCCUUUCAAGUAGUAGAAAUCAUAAUUCUCGGUUUUGUACCAGCGGUUGCCUGCCUUUUUGUAGUUGCUGCUGUUUUGUCGCAGGGUGGUCGCCUUCUUGUUGUGGUUUAUCAAACAAUUCGUCACUUGGCGAAACUUUGCUACAGCAGGCCUUUUAGGGAACAGGAAAACGAAGAGACCCCUCUCUUGGUCUAG